AUGAACUGCAGAAGCCAAGUCAACUGGGGCCAACUGAAGAAAAUGCUGGAGUACCCACUUGGCCACGCGUACAUUAGGUCGAUUAAUGAUGGAUCGCUGCGAGGCAGACAUAGUGGCGGUAUUUGCGCCACCAUCAUACAGCCUGCUCCUCCUACCCCAAUCUUCCAAUCUUCUAAAGCGUUCAAGUCUACCAUCUCGUUCUACCUACUAAAUAGGGAACUUGUUAUUGAGGUAAGAUGCCUACUCCUUGUGAUUUGUUUCUGGUAUUUGUUAUUUCCUACUUACUAUCUUGUGCUUCUAUCAACCUUCCUAUCCUUCAUGAUUUUAUUGACCUGGAUUAUCGUGCUAACGAAGAUGAUAAUAGGAAACAUGUCUACCUGCCUCCAUGAUGGCGCUGCUUUCACCACAGAUGCUCCAUUAAGACGCUUCACCCUACGAUACAACUACUUCUCUCUUGGCCCUCCCCUUACUGGGUAA
This is a messenger RNA of Aspergillus fumigatus Af293, 477 nucleotides long. RefSeq lists its product as uncharacterized. NCBI's taxonomy places the organism in Eukaryota, Fungi, Ascomycota, Eurotiomycetes, Eurotiales, Aspergillaceae. The coding region runs from base 1 to 477 and encodes 158 amino acids. The record is from RefSeq and is a predicted model, not a curated record. The transcript has a single exon.